This is a messenger RNA of Aspergillus lentulus, 492 nucleotides long. RefSeq lists its product as uncharacterized. NCBI's taxonomy places the organism in Eukaryota, Fungi, Ascomycota, Eurotiomycetes, Eurotiales, Aspergillaceae. Gene Ontology annotation, molecular function: hydrolase activity, acting on glycosyl bonds. The record is from RefSeq and is a predicted model, not a curated record.
AUGGCGCUCUCAACACCCUGUAACCUUGUUGUCAACCCAUCUUUCGAAUCAGGCAAUCUAUUCCCAUGGUUCCCGUCUGCCCUCAACGUGGCCAAGAUAAGCAAUGCAACCAAAGCAUAUGACGGGGAUUACUACCUUGACCUACAAACCGCCAUCGGAAACCGAGGCAACACCAUCUCUCAGCCCUUGAGGAACCUCGACCCGAGCAUCGACUACACCUUCAGCAUGCAGGUGCAAGCGGCAUCGCCCGCCGCAAACUACUGCUCGCUUUAUGUGUAUAUGGGCAAGAACUCGACUACGGGUUUCGUGGCCACCGAUAUGCUGUUUAACUCCGGCGAGUGGACGUCUAUCACGGGGCAUUACCGGCCGAGGCUGGCGCAGGAGUAUCUGAAUAUUGUGGCUAGUUGUACCUUUGAGGGAUCUUCCUACACAGGGAGGGUGUUUAUUGAUGAUGUUGUGCUUGCCCCUUCGAGCUGUGAGGAUGGUGUUUAG